AUUAUCCAGGUUGUCCCUUUUAUAUAGGGCUAUUUUCUUCUUAUUAUUAUUAUUUUGAUUAUUUAUUUAUUUUGCUGAGUCGUGCUCCCAUGUUUGUUGAAAGUAUCAUUGACAGUACUUGUCCAACGCUGCGUAAUUAUAGGACAUUACAUGACCCUGGAUUAAUCCCCCUGGAUGAAACGCGAUGACCUAGUUCUACGUGCGCCUCGUUUUCAAACCAACAGAGUGAGGAUGCGCUCGGAGCGCCGUGAAUCCCACAAGAGAGCACCGCGGAUAUAGGAUUCCAGGCAGACCUUAGGAGGCAAGAGCUACAACCAAAAUAUUUUUACGCCCCUUCUACGCCUCCCACCCAUAUGCUACCCUGCGAUUGGAGCACAGACCGGCGGAUCCAAGCGGUGGAUGCCGGGUCCUUUGUGUGCCACCGGUGUAGCCGACCUGUGGUCCCUUUACUGUCAUCCAUGCGCUACCAUCGGGCUCUCUAAACAGACCGCCCUUUCGAGCGACGUCAUUUUACAGUUUAGUAAGCGACGAAUUCAAACUGUGCACAGAUCUGUCCUCUCACAACACUGACAAGGUCAGCAUUCAAGGACUACGCUUGGAUACUUCUGCAAGAGUGAGCAGGGCCAAAGAUGCCACCCCCUGUAGGACCCCCAGCGGUGCCCCCGCCUGACGGAGGCUGGGGCUGGGCCGUCGUGGCCGGAUCCUUCAUCUCCAUCGGCUUCUCCUACGCCUUCCCCAAGGCCACCACCGUCUUCUUCAAGGACAUCCAGACCAUCUUCGACGCCUCCUACAGCCAGGUGGCGUGGAUCUCCUCCAUCAUGCUGGCUGUCAUGUACGCUGGAGGCCCCAUAAGCAGUAUAUUGGUGAACAAAUUUGGCUGCCGACCCAUCAUCAUAAUGGGAGGCAUGCUGUCUUCCUUCGCUAUGAUUCUGGCGUCCUUCUGUCAGACCGUCGUCCAGCUUUAUCUGUGUAUCGGCGUUCUGGGGGGUCUCGGCCUAGCCUUCAACCUGCAGCCUGCUCUGACCAUGAUCGGCAAGUACUUCUACAAGAAGCGGCCCAUCGCCAACGGCAUGGCCAUGGCGGGCAGCCCGGUGUUCCUCAGCACGCUGGCACCGCUCAACCAGUACCUCAUCAACUCCUUCGGCUGGCGCGGCAGCUUUCUCAUCCUCGGCGGGCUCCUGCUCAACUGCUGUGUGGCCGGGGCACUCAUGAGGCCCCUGAUGCCCCCACCCGGACAGAAGAAGAAAGACGAGGAGGCGCCGGUGCCCGCCGUCACCAGCACCGAGAAGGUGAGCUGCUUCCAGACGGUCAACAAGUACCUGGACCUGUCGCUGUUCAAGCACCGCGGCUUCCUCAUCUACCUGUCGGGCAACGUCAUCAUGUUUGUCGGCUUCUUUGCGCCCAUCGUCUUCCUGGCGCCGUACGCCAAGGACACGGGUGUGGACCAGUACUCGGCCGCCUUCCUGCUCUCCAUCCUGGCCUUCGUAGACAUGUUCGCGCGGCCCUCCAUGGGCCUGCUAGCCAACUCACGCUGGGUGCGCCCGCGCAUCCAAUACUUCUUCAGCUUCGCUGUGCUCUACAACGGCGUGUGCCACAUCCUGUGUCCGUUUGCCGAGACCUACACAGGCAUGGUGGUGUACGCCAUCUUCUUUGGCUUUGCCUUCGGGAUGGUCAGUGCUGUGCUGUUCGAGACGCUCAUGGACCUGGUCGGGGCGCAGAGGUUCUCCAGUGCUGUCGGGCUCACCACCAUCGUGGAGUGCUGCCCAGUGCUGAUUGGACCACCUCUUGCUGGCAAACUGGUGGACGUCACCGGCAACUACAAGUACAUGUACUUCUGCUGUGGCGUGGUGGUGAUCUUUGCCAGCAUCUGGCUCUUCAUCGGCAACUUCAUCAACUACCGGCUGCUGGAAAAGGAGCGCAAGGAGGCGGAGAUGUACAAUCGUGCUGAGACAGAGGACCCUGAUCGCGACCACGACGCCAAGGAGGCUGAUGGGAAUGCCACUGCUUCGGAGCCGCUGUCAGACAAACCUGACGGUGCCAUGCAGCGCGAGACCAACAUUUAGACUGGUUGGUUAUUUCUGAUAUUUUUUUUUUUUAUGAAGAGAUUUUUUUUGAAGACCACCUUCAGCCACACACACACACACACACACACAAACCCCUCUUUCUCUCUUGCUCUAUCUCUCUGAACUGUGAUUAGGGGACAGUGUGUUGUGGGUGGGUCUGGCGCAAUGUAAAACUGCCAAAGCAACAAAGGAAGAAAACGUGUGACUGUGUCAGUAAUGCUGUUAUAUAAUUAUGCUGUUAGCUCUGUUAGGGACAGGGAACCAUUUUCACACAUUUUAACUUAUUUUAACAAGUGGAACUAGGGAAGUUCUUUUUUUGUUUUGAAUAGAAGGGUCAAAUUGUGUGAACUGAAGCAAUUCCUAGACUGAUUCCCAGAAUGAUUCGCAAAUACAGAUUCCUAGAAUGACUGACAUCGAUUCUCAGAUCGAUUCUCAGAUUAAUUACCUGAUCAACUCCCAGAUAUUGAUUGACUCAGGAAAAGAUCCGUUUCUGUCCAGAUCCUGUGCAUAUUUGGACCAGGGGUGAGUUUCUCAGAACCUUUGCAAUGCCCAUUCACCCAUUCAAUGCCCACCUGAAACAAACAUUUUAGAGCCUACAAACGUUUGUGUUUGUGUCUGGAUGUAGGACGGUUUCUCUGGGGGAACUUUAAAAACACAUGGAAACGUAAAAAUAUUUAGCAAAGUCUUUCUGAAAAAGCCUAAAACACUGGGGAACCCACACUAGGUCCAUUAUGGAGUCCUGCCAUUUCUGACUAUAUGUACUAUAGCUCCUUGAAUUAGUUUACACCACUAAUCUCACUGAGAACUAGCGAAGCAAGUCCUAAGUUCCUCUUUAACUACACUACAGGUCUUUGUAUUUUAAAACAGCAAAAGAAAUGACUUAUGCAUCAAUUUUCCUGUUCAGGACAGGGUAUAAGUUGAGCGCAGGGGAAAGGUGGGAGGACAAACUAAACCAGGAAAACUAAAAUAAGAAGAAUGUGGACUGGAGAGGAUAGACAUGCUCAGUGGCUUUUGUGUAUCGUAAAUAUGCUGCCCUUUCUUUGCACACUGUGUCCAGUGUGUGUGUGUGUGUGUGUGUGUGUGUGUGUGUGUGUGUGUGUGUGUGUGUUUGUGUGUGUGUGCGCGUGUGCGCGUGCGCGUGCGUGUGUGCGUGUGUGUGUAUGUGUGUGUGUGUGUGUAUGCUCUACUAAACGCAAUCUACCCCUCAUGCUGCACCUCUUGUAUGCUGCACUGUUGUAGCCUGCCAGUAGAUUCAGACAAAAGACACGUGGGGCCCUAAUUCAAAAUGGCGGGCAAGGUGCAAAAGUCUUAAGUGUAACUACAGCUAAUUUGGUAAUUAGGCAACAUCUAUUUGCUAAUUUAGUACUAUGAGCAAGAUCCCAAUAUGGAACAUCAGUGGAUCAGCUCAGUGGUCCCACACGCUACUCGACAGCUUUAGUUCAUUUAUGAGACACCUUUCUCAGUGAGUGACAUUGCUCUUUUUCCGCCAGUUUAGGGCCCAUGCAGUUCAAUCAGACUUCCCAAAAUGAAUGUAAAACACUGAAACGGCUGCAAAAGUAUGCAACAGUAUUCUUUCUGUAAGCCUUACACAGUUUAGAUGCAUUCCUGACCAAAUUCGUGUUCAUCCAAAUAACAUGCUUCAGUGGCACUCAUCUAAUAAUUUUAAGUCAUUUAUAUAUCAGUGAUUGCUUGUAGAGACCUAUUUGAGAAGCUUUAUGAGCAAUAUGUCGUCAUGGUAUAUGUGGUAGUCGUGUUCAUAAUUAACAUACAUACACUCACUUCCAUUGGAGUUGAUGGCUGAUCAAUGGUAAAUGGUCAUUCUUGAGAGUCAUGCAUGAAUUUAAACUUUCACUAAUGAUGCAUUGCCUUAAUUGUAAAUAAAGGAUAACCUGUGUUAUGUAUGCACUAUGAUAAACAAUAUACAGUAUAGCUGAUGUCAUAUACCUAACAAAUGAUUAAUUAUUUAAUAAGGGAUUGACCAAUUACCGUAUGGUGUCAAAAAUGACCUUUUUUGUUAUUAUGAUUAAGGGAUUGGUGUGUUUGUGUCUCUGGUAAGGGUUAAUUUGUUAUGCUGUACGUGAAUGCCAUCACCCAAUAAUGUACUUAAUAUUUUAAAAUACCUUCACAAAAUAUGUCAUCUUUUGUUGUGAACCAAAAAUGAAGAUGAGCUGAAAUGGUAUAGUCCAGUUUUUAGGGUUGUGUGCAUUAUUGACGUAAGAACAGGGGUGUCAGACAGGAAUGUAUGCAACUAAUAGAGCUUGAGAAUGGUUUGCAACCAAAUGUAUUUUUGUGCAAUAUUCUAUGCUGACCAUUUGAACCAUGCUAUCCAAGCCAUUAACCAUUACUUCAUGUUAUUACCCUUUUGCACUCUCAUUCAAUAGUUUGGAAUCUCCUGUUAUAAUACACUUUUUGCGUUAUCUAUUAUUUCAGCUUUGUAGAUCAGAAAACAGAAACUAUUAUAAAGCCAAGGUGACAAUAUUUUCCAUAGCAUUAAUGAACUCAUAGGUUACAUAAUCACUAAAUGAUAUGUCUUAAUCAAAGUACUGUACUUGCUUCUAGAUAUGAUCACCACUUGAAAUCACAUAGUGUUCUGGGUAGAUACUGUUGGGAGAAAUUUUUGGUUUGGUGCUUUUCAAAGUAGACUUUUAAUGUGUCCUUUAAGAGUCUCCUUGAAAUAUGACAGACUUUUAAUAUUGCUUUCUUUAAAUUACUUGAAACCUAUGAGCACUCUCAUCAUAUUAGCAACAUUGGUCAUGCCCAACCAUGAAUUUGUUGCAUUCAAAUACUUGAAAAAGUAUUUGAAUAUAAGUUUGUAUAUUAAUGUGUAUGAAAAAAAUCCAAAUUUAUGACUGGUGAUUCCAAACUUUUGACUGGUUGUGUGGCCAUAAAUGCAGUCCACUGUGAAGACACUGUGGACACCUUGAGUAGGCAAAGACUGACUAAACAUUUUACACCAGCUAAACCUCAGCUGUGUUGUGUACACAGGUCUGUAGUAUUACUGUGAUUAAUUAAUGCGAUUACAGUCAAUCAGUGUUUUAUUAUUUUGAUUUUUAUGAAUUUCAAACUUGAUCAUGCUGUCUGUGAUUCGGAUGCUGUUUAAUUGAAUGUCAGUUUUUCCCAGCAGGUAACAGCGCCCCCUAUAGGAAGUAGAGCAACACAGAGGGGGAAAAAACUAAUGAACAACAUUUAUUUUGUCCUCCACAUUAUUAUUAUUUUUAUUAUUAUUAUUAUUAUUAUUAUUAUUAUUAUUAUUAUUAUUGUGAUAUAGCAAUAAUAGUAAUAAUAAUAAUAUGUUUUUGUUUGUAGUCAAAUAAUUCAAUAAAUAAAUAAUUCAGUCAAAUUAUUUUAUUAGAUAGUAUAAGAAGAUUAUGGAAUGCAAACCAGGUUUGGUUUGGUUUUUGUUUUAUUAUAUUUUAAAAACAAUUACUAAGAACGAUACCACUUUUGCACUGCCCUAUGGUUUGGAGCAAAGGAAUGCAGUCUUUGGUGGUGAAGAUUUAAUUUGUGCCACAAUUGUAUAAGCUUUUGUGAAAUACAAAAACAUUUUCUUUCCUUUUUGUUUGUUCUGUUUUGUAUUUUUGUAAGGACCCAUUGCAUUCAAAAGUCAAAUGGUGAAAAUAUGGAUGUUUUUUUAAGUCACUUAAUUAGUUGUCAAUAAUUUUUUAACCCCAGGAAUAAUUAAAUGGCUCAUAUGCUCACUAAUCUCUGUAUGGGUAUGGUCUAUAAUAUAAUUUAUGUAGUUUUGUUUGCAUAUAUAUUUGUCCUUUAAUAUGAUAAUGUAAUUGUGUACUCCAAUAUACUUAUUCCAACUAACUUUUGUACACUCAAAGCAAACCUAAAUCAAGCUCUAUCAUUUCUCUCAAGCAGUACUUCAUAUUUUAAAAACAUUGCACUCUGAAAUAUUUGGUUAAACUACUGCAUUUCAAGCUAUGCUAUGGUAUUUCAAGCUAUGCCGUUCACUUUUAACCACCUGUUUUCUUUCAAAUUGCAACUUGGACCAUUCAUUUAGUGCAAUGUGUAUGUUUGCACAGUUGAUAACAUUACAUUGUACUGGAAAUUUUUGAACUCCCACACACAGUUUGUCCACAAUUGAAAGUUAAGCAGACUUUACUUUCUGGUCUGACAGGCCAAAUUAAUAAUCUUAUGGUCAGCAAAUGUGCACAUUAGUGAGCAUAUGAUUUUGUCAGCAAACACUACUAUAGCCAUUAUGCUGUAUAACACCACUAAAUCACGGCUUCUUUGUUUUAAGUUCACUACUCAUUUGACAGCUCUUAUUGUCGGCAGUUGGCGUUCAAUGUUUCACUCUCCACUGAAAUCAAACGAAUGCAAUUUGACCUAGUCCCAAGAAUGUGAAUAUGAAAUAAAGCAAGUGAUUGAGGCUGUAGUGGACCAGUGCAGCCUGCCAAAGACCAGCUGUCAGAGUAGGUUACUUGGUUAAUUAACUCAGAAUGAAAACUAGGCACAGAAAACAUAUAAAGACUCACAGAACACCUGAACACAUGUUCCCCUAGGAUUAUGAUCUUACUACUUAAAGUAGACCUGCUAGCAAUAUGGGAUUGAUUUAGCAUGCAUCUGUGCCUUACUGAACCCAAAAAGUAGAAUAUCACUACUGCUUUUGAGUGUAUCAGGAAGUGACUAUUACAAGCCUCCCUUGAGUAAUGUUUUUUCUUUUUCUUUAAAGAAGAGUAUUGAUGACAUUACAUUGUCAGGUGAUAUUUGCUAAGGACCUUUCUGAAUCACGUUGAAGUUUACAAAUCAUUGUCAUCACACGCACAUGUUAAGAACAUGCUAAGACAAGAGCAAAGAGUAUAUAAGCAACGCCUUUGUCCUGAAAGAUUAAUUGUAAAGGUCCUGAAGGAAGCAUCUGAAUGUCCUGUCUCACGUGAAACAAAAUGUCCAUGAUCCCUACACAUUGUUGUCCAUAAAUAGCAAUCUAUUAAUCCCAAAUCAACAAAGAGAUCCAUGUAAUUGUACCAAUCCCAUGCACGCUCAGCAAAGAAUCACAGAUAAUCCUGAGGAAAUAUGUUUUUUAUUUAUUGUUUUUAGAUUUUAUGGUUGUAGCACCUCUACACUAAGCAAAUCAUCGUUCCAAUAAAUUAUUGCAGUUGAUCUUGUGUUUCCCACAUAAUUUUGAUAGAAUGUACAGUACUUCAGGGUGUGCUUUGGGAUUGAUAUAUUCAAAUGUGAGCUAACUUUGUUCAGUAUAUCUAAUAUAUCUAAUGUAUAUGCAUAUGUUAUACAUUGAUUCGUAUCAGGUGUCAAGUCUUGGUUGACACAGGGAUUAACUGUCAUUGUCGGUGUAUUGCGCCCCAACCAGUUCAACCACCACCACUAACACCUGUUCAGACGUGUCCCCACACUGUGUCUGCUGUGUCAAUACUUCCACUACCUCUGCCACACUUCAAGCUCGGAUGAGAAAAAAAAAAAAAAAAACGCUAGACGGGUAUCCCAUGUAUCUCCAGUGAUUCCAGUGUUUUAUCGGUGCAGAUAACAGUAGUUCAAUAAAGAAUCAGUCGUUUCAAACUA
This is a messenger RNA of Alosa alosa (allis shad), 7589 nucleotides long. RefSeq lists its product as uncharacterized. Gene Ontology annotation, cellular component: membrane. Bases 630 to 2063 code for a protein of 477 amino acids. Gene Ontology annotation, molecular function: monocarboxylic acid transmembrane transporter activity. Gene Ontology annotation, biological process: transmembrane transport; monocarboxylic acid transport. The transcript has 5 exons. The record is from RefSeq and is a predicted model, not a curated record. NCBI's taxonomy places the organism in Eukaryota, Metazoa, Chordata, Actinopteri, Clupeiformes, Clupeidae.